This is a messenger RNA of Gambusia affinis (western mosquitofish), 1594 nucleotides long. It is a transcript of the gene taldo1, whose product is annotated as transaldolase 1. Lineage: Eukaryota; Metazoa; Chordata; Actinopteri; Cyprinodontiformes; Poeciliidae. Gene Ontology annotation, biological process: pentose-phosphate shunt, non-oxidative branch; pentose-phosphate shunt; carbohydrate metabolic process. The transcript is spliced from 8 exons. The record is from RefSeq and is a predicted model, not a curated record. Gene Ontology annotation, cellular component: cytoplasm; intracellular anatomical structure. Bases 108 to 1124 code for a protein of 338 amino acids. Gene Ontology annotation, molecular function: transaldolase activity.
CUCCCGGUGACUUCUUCCUGUUGUGCGGCGCGCUACCGACUCCUUAACAUUCCGAAUAACGCUCACGUGUUUUCUGUAUAUAAAAGGGGUCCCAGUCUGCGCUCAUCAUGUCUAGCGGUUCACCAGACAAACGCAGAAAGAUGGAGUCGGCCCUCAACCAGCUGAAGAAGCUCACCGUGGUGGUGGCGGACACGGGAGACUUUAACGCCAUUGAUGAGUAUAAACCUCAGGAUGCAACGACUAACCCAUCUCUGAUCCUGGCUGCUGCUAAGAUGCCAGCCUACCAGCACCUUGUGGAUCAGGCCAUUAAAUAUGGUAUUGCCAAUGGAGGAACUGAAGAGGAGCAGGUAGCCAAUACCAUGGACAAGCUGUUUGUGAGUUUCGGACUGGAGAUCCUGAAAAAGGUCCCAGGCAGAGUCUCUACGGAGGUUGAUGCCAGAUUGUCUUUUGAUAAAGGAGAAAUGGUGACAAAAGCUUUGAAGCUCAUUGCUCUUUAUGAAGAGGCAGGCAUCAGCAAGGAGCGUGUUCUCAUCAAGCUGUCCUCCACAUGGGAGGGAAUCCAGGCUGGGAAGGAGCUUGAGGAGAAGCAUGGCGUCCACUGCAACAUGACGCUGCUGUUCUCCUUUGCUCAGGCUGUUGCCUGUGCAGAGGCAAAGGUGACUCUCAUCUCACCCUUUGUUGGACGCAUUCUCGACUGGCAUAAGGAGAACACAGACCGCAAAAGCUUCGAGCCACAUGAAGACCCAGGUGUGAUCAGUGUGACCAACAUUUACAACUACUACAAGAAGUUUGGCUACAGCACUGUGGUGAUGGGGGCUUCAUUCAGAAACACAGGGGAAGUGAAGGCGCUGGCUGGUUGUGACCUGCUCACCAUCUCCCCUGGACUGCUGGCAGAACUCAGCCAGGAUCACAGUGCUGUCAUUGCAAUGCUCACUGUGGAGAAAUCUAAGGCAUGUGAUCUGAAAAAGAUCCACCUGGAUGAGAAAACUUUCCGCUGGCAGCACAACGAGGACCGCAUGGCUGUGGAGAAACUGUCUGAUGGCAUCCGCAAGUUUGCAGCUGACGCCAUCAAGCUGGAGGCUAUGAUCAAAGAGAAAAUGAUCAGUGUGAAAAACGGCCAGUAAUGGAAGAAUCUGGAGUGUCCAGCUGCAGUCGAUGAGGUACAGGAUCCAGAGCGGAUCCCCUCUUUGUCCAGAUGCCCAGGAGAAGUUCCAAGUGCCAGAGGAGCCUCCUCUACCCUCUGCUCAAACUCCAGGGACCAAUCUCCUUGAACGCCUCUCCUCUCUGAGGGUGGGAGCGCUUUCUGACCAAAUAUAGAUAAUUCCUUCAAUGGGCGUUGGAUGUAAUAAAAUGGCUUAAUAUUCAUCCGAAAUUUGCCCUGAAAGGUGAUUUUUUUUCUUUUCUUUUUUUUUAAUUUAAGACACAAAUGUCUUAGACUUGGAUCAUUUCAUUACUUGAAGGGACAGCAUAAACUUUUCAACAGUGUAAGAGCAAAAUGUUUUUUAUCAACUCUGAUAUUUGUUCUAAACAAUGUAUGAAAGGUAAUUGUAUCAUUAUUUCUGCAAAGAAUAGUAAAGUUCACUCUUGAUCAAAA